Messenger RNA from Pararge aegeria (speckled wood butterfly), 2411 nucleotides. Its product is annotated as nose resistant to fluoxetine protein 6-like. The coding region runs from base 14 to 1867 and encodes 617 amino acids. Lineage: Eukaryota; Metazoa; Arthropoda; Insecta; Lepidoptera; Nymphalidae. The record is from RefSeq and is a predicted model, not a curated record. Gene Ontology annotation, molecular function: acyltransferase activity, transferring groups other than amino-acyl groups. The transcript has 12 exons.
UCCGCCCUCACUAAUGUCGGUCGCGCCGCGAAUCAUGGUUCUUGUGAUCCCAGUGUUGUGUUUUUUGUUGUCUGUGGCCGGAGCGGAGGAGGCGACAGAUGAGCUGUACUACUCCAUGCCCCGGAUGUAUGAGCUGGACGACUACGAGUCGUGCCUCGCGAUACGGGGAGCCUUCUGCCUCGGCUCUUUCCACCUCACCUCGAAGAGAUACAACCGCCUACUGGACUAUAUACAGACAUUCUCGGAGGACAAGAAUCAUUUCAACCACACAUACAUCCAACGUGGCUACUGUGUGACCACAACAUGCGCACAUAUCGACGGGGACUCACCGGCGCACGUCUUCCAAGAAUGUGUGCACAACCUCACAAAGACGAACUACGGCAUCGAUGCUGAACUUAUGGAGCUGGAGUACUGCAGAACGGAGGAGACGGUGACCGGAACUCCUGUGGACAUCCCAGAUAUAAUAUUCGCCAGUUUGGUGGGGUUGAUCGUGUUGGGGAAUUUGGUUGGAACUGCUUAUGAUCUCUUCAGAAAUAAGGACAAUAAACCUAACCGCUACCUAAUGACGUGGUCCGCCCGAGUCAACUGGGGAAGGCUCACGGCUAAUUAUGAGAAGGAGGACCCUCGGCUUUGUGCCCUUGAUCCAGUCAACGGCAUGAAAGCAAUGACGCUGAUCGCCGUAAUCAUAGCGCACUCCUCGAUAUCACAUUACAUGACCUUCGUGCACAACCCGGCCUUUUUGGAAACGGUACACCAGCACCCACUAUCAGCUAUUCUGGCCAACGGCACAGCUGUGGUGCAGACAUUCAUCAUCUUGUCCAGCUUCCUCGUAGCAUACAACGUGAUGCUGUCCCUGGAAGCCGACCCUGACAAGAAAAUGGGAAUUGCUUUCUGGUGUAAGGCGAUUCUCCAUCGAGUUAUUAGAAUAACACCUUUGUCGAUGUUCGUGGUCGGUUUGACGGCGACGUGGUGGCGGCACAUGAGUGACGGUCCUCUCUGGUCUACUCUGGUGGAGGCGGAGAGUGCACGCUGCAGGACCAAGUGGUGGACUCAUGCACUCUACGUCAACAACUUGGUCAUGCCUGACGAGAGAUGUCUCAUACAGACCUGGUUCCUGGCAGUGGACAUGCAAGCCUACGUAAUCACGUCUGCGCUGCUAAUCAUGCUAAUACGUCGGCCUUACACAGCAAUCAAAGUGUUAUCCGGACUCUUCAUAGUGUCGGUGUUGGCAAACUUCGCGAUAGCCUACCACUGGGACCUGUCUAUACUGUUCCUUGGGAAACCUGAAUCGAUUCGCUGGCAGUACAUAGACGAGCCGUCCUUUAAUUGGCUGUACGCAGCUCCUUGGAGCAGUGCACCCGCAGGUAUCCUGGGCCUACUACUGGCCUUCGUCUACUACCUGAUGAGAAAGAACGAGUAUGACCUACACAAGAGCACUUGUUUCCGAAUAAUCUAUCGUAUGACGGUGCCGGGUAUGUUCUUAUGGAUCAUGGGAGGGUUUCUGCUGAAAAACUGCGAGUCCAAGUUCCUGGUCACUCUGUUCACAACCCUGGAGCGACCUGUGUUCAGCGUACUCGUCUCCACCGCGAUGAUUGGAUUCUUCUAUAGGCUUGACCGUAUUUGGUGGCGGAUACUCUCGUGGCGCGCCUGGCAAAUCCUUGGCAGGAUGUCUCUGUCGGUGCUGCUCAUACACUGGACCUACAACCUCUCACUGCUAGCGGUCAAGACCAACCUUGCGAGAACGUCCUUCUUUGAAAUUGGAGGACACUCUUUAGUAUCCAUAUUCAUGACGUAUGUGACGUCGUUUCCGCUGUACGUUUUCGUCGAGCUGCCAACACAAAAGUUUUUACAAACCGUAUUUAUGUGAUACAUUGUAUUCUAAAAUCUUAAGUAAGUGGCUCAAAGGGGCUAGAACUCAAAACUGUAAAACGGUGUACGGGUAAUAGAGUGGUGGAAACCAAAGGCCUUCGCGCAUUCGUUGACUCAACACCGUUUCAACCCCUUUUUAUCACGCUGGUAGGUAUAUGCAUUUACCCUUUCGGAAAUUAGUGAAUAAAGUUCAUUUCUGGAAGGGUAUGUGGAACUCGAAUCAUUGGUCUAGUGGUUAGCGUGUUUAACUACGGACCCCGAGGACCAAGGUUCGAGUUAAAGAAUUUUAAGUCCCAGCCCGGAGUCAGGGAAUUGUCGGUGUCAACCCCCGUGUCUCGGAGAGCACGCGAAGCUGUUGAACCUGGUUCUUAAUAACUAUCUUAUGAAAAUAGUCGCUAUAGCCCACCAACCCACAUUGGAGUAGCGUCGUGGGUCUCCACUCUUAAACCGUCGCGUGUCCAGCUCGCAGCAAUGAGACGUAAAUAGGCUGCAGAUGAUGAUAACGAUGAUGAGGAGCCGAAGAUCUGUUUGGUGUGGAGUAG